This is a messenger RNA of Kuraishia capsulata CBS 1993, 1185 nucleotides long. RefSeq lists its product as uncharacterized. NCBI's taxonomy places the organism in Eukaryota, Fungi, Ascomycota, Pichiomycetes, Pichiales, Pichiaceae. The transcript has a single exon. The record is from RefSeq and is a predicted model, not a curated record. Bases 1 to 1185 code for a protein of 394 amino acids.
AUGUUUCACACCGUGAGGGCACAUGUGAUACGGCCUCGCCUGAGGUAUACAAGACCGAAGGUACUACAUACAUGGACUCAUCCUAGACCCACCUCAACACAGCAGAUGAACGCCAGGACAAACAAGGUGCUGAAGCAUUUAUUUCUCGACGGAAAUUUCAUCUUCUUGGGAACUAAUUUGAUAGCCAUUGGUUUUCUUCCGUUCUGGUUGCAAAAGCGGGUUGCGGGGACAGUAUCUGACACGGUAGAGUCGAGAUCCUCGUUUGAUGAUAUGGUUUCAAUGAAUGGUGGGACCCCUUUUUUGAAGAAUUUCCCCAUGGGUCCAGUCACAAUGAGCAUGGAGAACGCUGGGAUGAGCUUGCAAUUUCGCGAAAGCCAAUCCGAGCAGAAUGCGAUGGAAAAUGAAGGGGGAGACUUAGAAUCUGAGACCUUCAAAAUGGACGAAUCACUGCAAUUACCACUCACUCCGGACGAACUGACAACAGAGAUAGGAGUUCCGGUAUAUCCUUUGCAGACUAGAGCUACUGAGGUUCUGAUAGAUACGUUGUGUACGGUGGCAUGUAUAGAGGAUGGUUACAUGAGUAUAUUGGCAGGUAACAAUGAGGGAAAGGAUGGGAAAGGUGAGACUUAUCUCCAAAAUGCAAAGUGCCCUUCCAGACUUUCGGUGACAGAGAGUCUUUGGAAUGCUACUGGAAAGACUCAGGAGCGGGUUGAAUCACUUAAUGACCUGGUUGACUUGAUACCUGAUCGUACUUUGACCCAUCUCAAGAAAGAUUUUCACAAAGGUCUCAAAUCCGGUCUGAAGCACAUUGAUAUACGACCAGCCAUCAGAAUUGCGCACCCUUAUGGAAAUUCGUCAGGACCAUCCCAUCUACAGAAACAACUUCAAGCUGUGUUCAACGAACACCACAGCUCGCAUAGCUCGCCAAAGACGCUUGUUUUGGCCUUAUCGCAGAUACUGAAGAAAUACCCGCAACAACUGACAACCGAGUCCUACAAACUUUUGCUGGAAAACUUUGAAAGAAUGAAGUAUCACGAGCUGUCAUAUGGCACCAUGUAUUCGUUGCUGGAUCCGAAGUUCCAGGUCAGAAAUCCCAGAAUUGACUUUUAUGAGCUGCGCCACUAUAUACAGAGGAUCUGCUCGAGGCAGAAGAUAUCUCUUGAAAAUGUGAAUCAUUUGUUCUAG